Messenger RNA from Aspergillus alliaceus, 849 nucleotides. Its product is annotated as lytic polysaccharide monooxygenase auxiliary activity family 9 protein. The record is from RefSeq and is a predicted model, not a curated record. The transcript is spliced from 3 exons. Lineage: Eukaryota; Fungi; Ascomycota; Eurotiomycetes; Eurotiales; Aspergillaceae. Bases 1 to 849 code for a protein of 282 amino acids.
AUGAAGCUCUCUCUUCUCGCUGCCGCGUUCAUCGCACCCCUGGUCUCGGCCCAUUAUUUCUUCGACACCCUCGUCAUUAACGGCCAGGAAAGCACUCCUAACAAGUAUGUCCGCUCUAACACCCGGCCCGAGAAGUACAAUCCGACCAAAUGGAAGAACACCCGCGACAAUAUGACCCCUGAUAUGCCUGAUUUCCGCUGUAACAAGGGCUCUUUCACCUUCGCCGGUCAGACUGGCACGGCGGAGGUCAAGGCUGGGUCCAAGCUUGCAAUGAAGCUCGGCGUGGGUGCUACCAUGAAACACCCUGGCCCUGGUCUUGUCUACAUGUCCAAGGCUCCCGGAGCGGCCAACCAGUACCAGGGCGACGGUGACUGGUUCAAGAUUCACGAGGAGUCCAUCUGCGACAAGAGCAAGGACAUCAAAACCGAUGCCUGGUGUACUUGGGACAAGGACCGUAUUGAAUUCACGAUUCCUGCCGACCUGCCAGACGGGGAGUAUCUUAUUCGGUCCGAGCAUAUUGGUGUCCACGGAGCCCAUGAUGGACAGGCUGAGUUCUACUACGAGUGCGCCCAGGUCAAGGUCACUGGCGGUGGCAAUGGAACCCCCGGACCUACCAUUAAGUUUCCAGGUGGUUACAAGAAGGAUGACCCCUCGUUCAACUUUAGUGUUUGGGGUGGCAUGAAGGAUUACCCUAUGCCUGGCCCGGCUGUCUGGACCGGAAGUUCGGGCUCUAGCCCUGCUUCUAAGGUUGCCAAUGCCAACAGUGCCAAUGGUGCUUCCUAUCAGGAGGCGGACACUUGCGGGAGCAGCUUGCAUCGCCGUGAGCACGCUCGUGACUUCAGCUACUGA